UAGCAAUUACACAUUAGUAAUUCUUUCUUUAUGCUCUGAGAUGCAACUGAUUUCAACAAAAAAGUACAAGAAAAGAAGGCAAAAUAACAAGCUGCAACAAGUGAUGACAGAUAGCCAGAAAAUUCACCCAAUGGUGGACAUGAAAGCACCAUCAGUAUUCCCAUUGGUACCUCAGAGCUCAUCAGUUUCAGAGAAAGGCAAUCCUCUUCAUCAUGAACAUCAACCUCCACCAUUACAGACCAGCAUUCGGAAUCGAGCAAUCGAAACAGAAACUGCACCAAACACAAGAACAACAGCACCAGCAGCAGCAACAACAAAAACAGCAAGAAGCUGUUUCUGCAAGUGCAUUUGUUGGACAAUAUGCCUUAUUCUCUUUCUUUUGGUUAUAAUUGGUGCCAUUGCUGGCAUUCUCUACCUUAUCUUCCAACCAAAAAUUCCAAAGUACUCUGUCGACAGCUUGAGAAUAAGCGAUCUGAGACUCAAUUUCGACAUGACCCUUUAUGCCAAAUUCAAUGUCAAGAUCACUGCCAAUAAUCCCAACAAGAAAAUAGGAAUUUACUAUGACAAAGGAGGGCAGUUGAGUGUAUGGUACAUAGACACAAUGCUUUGUGCAGGAUCGAUACCAACAUUCUAUCAAGGUCACCGGAACACAACGAAACUCGAUGUAAGCUUGAGCGGGCAAAGUCAGUAUGGGAGCACUUUGAUGACAGCAUUGCAAGAGCAACAACAAACAGGAAGCAUUCCACUAGAUCUCAAAGUUUCUGCACCUGUUGCUGUCAAACUUGGAAGGUUGAAGCUGAGGAAGGUGAGGAUCCUGGGAGAUUGCCUCCUGGUUGUGGAUAGCUUAACUACCAACAACUUACUUAGCAUUAAGACUAGUAAUUGCAAGUUUAGACUGAAGCUCUGAUAUUCGUUGUUUCUGUAUAUCUUCUUCUCCCCAUUCCUUUUAUACUGUUUUUUUUUCUUUCUUUUCCCAUCCUUUUUGAGGAUGACUUGUUUAUUCGUUUUAGUUCCAUUCAUUCCUUUUGUUUUCUGAUGGAAUUACCUUUCUAAUGUCCUUGAUAGUUUAACAAUUUAUUUGUUA
Molecule: messenger RNA, 1084 nt
Organism: Ricinus communis (castor bean)
Lineage: Eukaryota; Viridiplantae; Streptophyta; Magnoliopsida; Malpighiales; Euphorbiaceae
Product: NDR1/HIN1-like protein 6
Exons: 1
Coding region: 41-907 (288 amino acids)
Cellular component (GO): plasma membrane
Source: RefSeq, a predicted model, not a curated record